Molecule: messenger RNA, 543 nt
Organism: Desarmillaria tabescens
Lineage: Eukaryota; Fungi; Basidiomycota; Agaricomycetes; Agaricales; Physalacriaceae
Exons: 2
Coding region: 1-543 (180 amino acids)
Source: RefSeq, a predicted model, not a curated record
AUGCAUUCGCCUCGCACUUUGACCUUCACUGUCCUCACGGAUACUACUGCGGUUCAUGGUUGCCCAAGUCCUUCUUCUGUGCUGUUCAAUGACGCCGCAUGGUGCUGCGCAGACCGCAUAUUCGCCGCCGUUAUGGGCGCAGGAUACGAAGGCUCCCUAAGAUACCAGUACCACCAGAAGAUACAACGAAGAGGGUGCUGCGGAGACUUCCCUGUACCACCUUCAACCGAGUCAUCUUCAGGGAGCGGAACAACAAUACGGAAACUUCCUGUUCCACCUACAUCAGCCGCUGAUAGUACUAGUAAUGGCGCCAAACCUCGAACUCUUCCCACACCGCCCCCAUCACCAACAGCAAACCCAAAGUCAGAGCCAGAAGUUCGCCGGCUACCUACCCCUCCUCCUCCGCCACUUGCAAUGAAUCCCGGGUCAUUUACACAGCCUGUUCGGCCUUUACCUUUGGCGUCAUUCCCAACUACACCAUCAGUGACUAUGCAGUACACCCAUGUUGGGUUUGCGGACAAGUCCUGCCGGACACGCAGAUGA